Messenger RNA from Alexandromys fortis (reed vole), 1827 nucleotides. RefSeq names its product heat shock protein 90 alpha family class B member 1 (gene Hsp90ab1). The transcript is spliced from 9 exons. The coding region runs from base 142 to 1581 and encodes 479 amino acids. Gene Ontology annotation, cellular component: plasma membrane; cytosol; protein-containing complex. Gene Ontology annotation, biological process: protein folding; cellular response to heat; protein stabilization. The record is from RefSeq and is a predicted model, not a curated record. Lineage: Eukaryota; Metazoa; Chordata; Mammalia; Rodentia; Cricetidae. Gene Ontology annotation, molecular function: disordered domain specific binding; ATP hydrolysis activity; ATP-dependent protein folding chaperone.
CUGUGCUUCGCCUUAUAUAGGGCGGUCGGGGGCGUCGGAGAGCUCUCUUGAGUCACCCCCGCGCAGCCUAGGCUUGGCGUGCGAGUCGGACGCGCUCCGUGCCCACCCUGCUCUGUGCUACUACUUGGCUUUUCUGUCAAGAUGCCUGAGGAAGUGCACCAUGGAGAGGAAGAGGUGGAGACCUUUGCCUUCCAGGCAGAAAUUGCUCAGCUUAUGUCCUUAAUCAUCAAUACUUUCUAUUCGAACAAGGAAAUUUUCCUUCGAGAGCUGAUCUCCAAUGCUUCUGAUGUGAGUUGGUUUUACUACCUUCUGGAGGGACUCUGGGUGGUGGGCACUUUGCUUGCACUACUGGGUUUCUUUCAGCACUUCUCUGUGGAAGGUCAGCUGGAAUUCAGAGCAUUGCUCUUCAUUCCUCGGCGAGCUCCCUUUGACCUUUUUGAAAACAAGAAGAAGAAGAACAACAUCAAACUCUAUGUCCGCCGUGUGUUCAUCAUGGACAGCUGUGACGAGCUGAUACCCGAGUACCUCAACUUCAUCCGCGGCGUGGUUGACUCUGAGGACCUGCCCUUGAACAUCUCCCGAGAAAUGCUGCAGCAGAGCAAGAUCCUGAAAGUCAUCCGCAAGAACAUCGUGAAGAAGUGCUUGGAGCUCUUCUCUGAGUUGGCUGAAGACAAAGAGAACUACAAGAAAUUCUAUGAGGCCUUCUCUAAGAAUUUAAAGCUUGGGAUCCAUGAAGAUUCUACUAACCGCCGGCGCCUCUCUGAGCUGCUCCGCUAUCACACCUCUCAGUCUGGAGAUGAGAUGACCUCCCUGUCAGAAUAUGUGUCUCGCAUGAAGGAGACACAGAAGUCCAUCUACUAUAUCACUGGUGAGAGCAAAGAGCAGGUGGCCAAUUCUGCCUUUGUGGAACGUGUGCGGAAGCGGGGCUUUGAGGUGGUGUACAUGACUGAGCCUAUUGACGAGUACUGCGUGCAGCAGCUCAAGGAGUUUGAUGGAAAGAGCCUGGUCUCUGUGACUAAGGAGGGCCUGGAGCUGCCAGAGGAUGAGGAAGAGAAGAAGAAGAUGGAGGAGAGCAAGGCAAAGUUUGAGAAUCUCUGCAAGCUCAUGAAGGAGAUUUUGGAUAAGAAGGUUGAGAAGGUGACAAUUUCCAAUAGGCUUGUGUCUUCACCCUGCUGCAUUGUGACAAGCACCUAUGGCUGGACAGCCAAUAUGGAGAGGAUCAUGAAGGCCCAGGCACUUCGAGACAACUCUACAAUGGGUUACAUGAUGGCCAAAAAGCACCUAGAGAUCAACCCUGACCACCCCAUUGUGGAGACCCUGAGGCAGAAGGCUGAGGCUGACAAGAAUGACAAAGCUGUUAAGGACCUGGUGGUGCUGCUGUUUGAAACUGCUCUGCUCUCCUCUGGCUUCUCACUUGAGGAUCCCCAGACCCACUCCAACCGCAUCUACCGCAUGAUCAAACUAGGCCUGGGCAUUGAUGAAGAUGAGGUGACAGCAGAGGAGCCCAGUGCUGCUGUUCCUGAUGAGAUCCCCCCACUUGAGGGUGAUGAAGAUGCCUCCCGCAUGGAAGAAGUAGAUUAGAGAUGCCCUGGGAAGAUCAUGUCCUCUGUAUAGUUUCCCUGUGCUCCCCCAGCAGCCUUGACUGGCCCUGACCUACCUGGCUCUCUGCUCAUGCUAGAGGAUCUCUUACCCUGUCUUGUGCCUUAAGGCAGGAAAAUCCCCUCCCACAGAAUAGCAGGGUUGGGUAUUGUGUAUUGUGUUUUUGUUUUGUUUUAUUUGUUCCAGAAUUAAAAGUAUGCAAAAAUAAAGAAAAUGCAGUUUUAUGUA